Molecule: messenger RNA, 1515 nt
Organism: Rhinichthys klamathensis goyatoka
Lineage: Eukaryota; Metazoa; Chordata; Actinopteri; Cypriniformes; Leuciscidae
Product: E3 SUMO-protein ligase ZBED1-like
Exons: 1
Coding region: 1-1515 (504 amino acids)
Molecular function (GO): protein dimerization activity
Source: RefSeq, a predicted model, not a curated record
AUGCCAUUUCAAAUUGUGGAGAGGCCUGGUUUUCUGAGGCUGAUGAAAGUUGCUGUACCACACUACAAAGUGCCAUCACGAAAAUAUUUUUCCAAAACUGAAAUACCAAAUCUGUACAACCAGGUCAAAGCUGAUGUUUUAAAAAAAUUAGCUCAAGGAACAUGGUUUGCUGCAACUACUGACCUCUGGACUAGUGAAAGUGGUGGUGGUCAACCCUACAUAAGCGUCACUAUCCAUUACCUCACUCCAGACUGGCAACUGGAAUCAAACUGCCUCGAAACUCAGUUCUUCCCAGAAGAUCACUCAGCUCAAAACAUCAGCGAGUUUUUUGAUAACAUGCUGGAAGAAUGGGGGAUCAACAAAAAAGACCUGGUCUGCAUAACCACAGACAACGCAACGAACAUGAUAAAGGCUUUUGAAGAGUUUUCAGAAGUGUGGCUUGGGUGCUUUGGCCAUAAUUUGAACCUGGCCAUCUCAAAGGCUUUGAAAAUACAGAGAGUUGAAACAGCAGUCAAGGCCUGCCGUCAUCUGGUCCAGGGCUUCUCACGGAGCUGGAAGAGAAGGCGAGAACUGAGGCAAAAACAAGCUGCCCUCAACAUGCCACAGAAGGCUCUAAUUCAUGAUGUGGUGACUCGAUGGGGAUCUACACACAAGAUGGUUGAGCGGUUCCUUAGUCAACAGCAACCAGUCUGUGCAACACUGGCUGGAGAAAGAGGAACAUGGCAUCUAAUGCCCAAGGAUACCGACAUAACUGUCAUGGAGCAACUGUGCCAGCUCCUCGAACCUCUGAGCAAGUUAACAGAUGCACUUGCCUCAGAAACACGAGUAACACUCUCAGCAAUCAAGCCUGUCCUGGACCACAUUAAUUCUGAUGUUCUGGUGGAAAAGGACACAGAUACAUCCCUGACCAAGGAGAUGAAAAAGUUAAUGAGAGAAGACCUCAAAAAUAGAUACCCAGAUAAGGCAAAGAGAGUCAUGAACAUGGCUUGUUUCAUUGACCCCCGCUUCAAACGGAGCUCUUUAGAUGAGCCUGAGGCUUCAAAAAUUGAAACUGACUGUGUCCAGGAAGCUGUGAAGCUGGCUGCACAAGUCAGGGAAGAACCACAAAGCACCUCCACCAGCAGCAGCAUCUCUACCAGCACUCCACCAGCAGCAUCGGAGGGGAAAGGCCUUGCCGGGUUGCUGAGAAAGAUUUCUUCAGUGACAAGGCAGCAAAGAGGUGAAGAGGGUCAGAUUCCAACCACUCUAGAAGACAGUGUGAAACAAGAAAUCAAAGUCUACCUGUCUCUGCCCCCAAUUCCAGCAGAAGAGGAUCCACUGGUGUGGUGGAAGGGCCAUGCAUCAGAGCUGCCUCACCUUGCCAGGGUUGCCAGGAAGCUUCUGUGCAUCCCAGCAACCAGCGUGCCAUCAGAGAGAGUGUUCAGUGCCAGUGGGCAUAUUGUCUCUCCUCAAAGAGCAUUACUUAAACCAGACAAAGUAAACAUGCUGACAUUUUUGCAUUUCAAUCUCAAGUGA